UGUUACUAAAUAUAAAAUGUGACCAACUAUAAAUACGAAGCGUCUUUGUGGACGAGUAUCAUUGCCUUACUCAGCCGGCGACCAAGAGAAGCUACAUCAUGCUCAGGGUUCUACUAGCCUGUUUUGUCUGUGUUUCAUAUGUUAUGUGUAUGACAACAACACAAAGUCCUCACCAUGUUCAUAACCACAAUCACACACAUCAUCACACCAACACGACGAGGGAGCCUCCAGCGAGGGAAUCUUUCAAGUUUAUCUACGAACCUCACUCUCAAAUGAUGGUUGUAGUUAGCGCAAAGGAAUGCUAUGUAUUUGCAUUAAGUGACAGUGAAAAGUCAGCUGUCCACACAGACGCUGGUAUACGUGCAGUAGAGCUGCGCUUACUGGGUGCUUUAAGUACUUCUGCCGUGACUUCUACAACCAAAGAUCAACUGGAUCCUAAGGCAGCACAUGCGUGUGGCGGACAUGUAACGACAUUCUACAAGGAAUCCAGUUCAUAAGUUAAUAAGAUUGUACAUGUACAAGAAUAAAAAUAAAUAAUCAUUUAAUGUUCAA
Messenger RNA from Ruditapes philippinarum (Manila clam), 552 nucleotides. RefSeq lists its product as uncharacterized. The record is from RefSeq and is a predicted model, not a curated record. The coding region runs from base 99 to 497 and encodes 132 amino acids. NCBI's taxonomy places the organism in Eukaryota, Metazoa, Mollusca, Bivalvia, Venerida, Veneridae. The transcript has 4 exons.